AUGUCCGAGCUGCGCCAUCUUCUUCUAUUGCAUCCAGCGAUCACUGUAAGUCCUGAAAAGGUUGAAGAAACGAAGAAAAACGGUGUUAUUUCAAAAUGUAGUGCUUUGGACCAGUUUUUGAUCAACAAACUGAACGACGGAAGUCUACAGCUACGAAACGAUGUAUACGAAGUGGUUUAUUACUUGACACCGGAGAAGGUCGAAGAAAUUCAGUUUCCAGUGAAACUUAUUCCGAUCUUGGCCAAAAGCCUGAAGGAAGGCGGGAAACUAUAUGGACUAAGUGAUGCCUACAAAGUCCAAGCACUGAUAAACGGAUUUGAUAUCGUAAGCGGGAAUGACGGAGAAUACCACUGGACGAAAAAAUCCAAUUCAUCAAGCACUGCGGCGCCCGUGGCUUUGAAUUUGAAGCAAUCGAAACAUGCAGGUAGAACCACAGAUGCGGGUAGUUCUGUUUCCGGGUCAAAAGGUCUCCCAACUUUCAAGAAAGCCGCAACGAAGCCUUUGCCUCUAUUCCAAAAACCAGAGUCGCCAAAGGUCGUAAAUGAUCUUGAUGAGGACGAAUACGAGGAGCAAAAUGAUGAAGACGAUGAUGAUUUCGACUCAGAUGAGCUUACAGCUGCGAAGUCCAAAUUUUUCGAUAACGUCGAGGGCGAUGAUUCCGCAGAGUCUAUCGACGAAGACGAACUUGUGGGAGAAGACGAGAAGAACGUAAUCACCCUGGUGAUGUGCGGGAAAUCCAAGACAAGAAGACGGAAAGCAUGUAAGGACUGCUCGUGUGGGCUCAAGGAACAAGAAGAGCAAGCGCUGGAUGCGGCUCGAGCAGCUCAAAACAGCGUGCUAGGCCAAGAGGUGAAAUUUGACGAACAGGAACUGACUGAAGUAGAUUUCACAAUCCAGGGCAAAAAAGUAGGCGGUUGUGGUUCCUGUGCAUUGGGUGAUGCCUUUAGAUGUUCAGGAUGUCCAUACCUCGGGCUCCCUGCUUUCAAGCCCGGCCAGCCCAUCAGCCUGGACACUAUUGCGGAUGACUUGUAA
Messenger RNA from Lachancea lanzarotensis, 1032 nucleotides. RefSeq names its product LALA0S01e17304g1_1 (gene DRE2). Gene Ontology annotation, molecular function: iron-sulfur cluster binding. The coding region runs from base 1 to 1032 and encodes 343 amino acids. The transcript has a single exon. Lineage: Eukaryota; Fungi; Ascomycota; Saccharomycetes; Saccharomycetales; Saccharomycetaceae. Gene Ontology annotation, cellular component: cytoplasm. The record is from RefSeq and is a predicted model, not a curated record. Gene Ontology annotation, biological process: iron-sulfur cluster assembly.